Messenger RNA from Schistocerca nitens (vagrant locust), 2986 nucleotides. RefSeq names its product protein abrupt (gene ab). Gene Ontology annotation, biological process: regulation of transcription by RNA polymerase II. The coding region runs from base 388 to 2283 and encodes 631 amino acids. Lineage: Eukaryota; Metazoa; Arthropoda; Insecta; Orthoptera; Acrididae. Gene Ontology annotation, molecular function: protein binding. The record is from RefSeq and is a predicted model, not a curated record. The transcript is spliced from 7 exons. Gene Ontology annotation, cellular component: nucleus.
GCUCCGAUUUUUGUGCGGAAAAAAGCUGAAAUAUGCUACAAAUGUGAUAGUUUCUCAUUAUAUUAGUUGUUUCACACAUCUUACAGUGAUAUUUCGUAGUUAUUUUCGUAUAUUUUAAAAAUAACAGCUGCAGUAAGUGUGAGCAGCGAUGCAUCGCAGACGGAGAGCAGACAGCAGCAGAAGAUGUUAGAUAUUUUGUGAAACGAAAGUGAAAAUUGUGGGUCUACUUCUGCCAAAUGGGAGUGAGUGUUUAGGAAUAUUCAAUGACUUGAACCUAGCGUAUAGAAAAAUAAAGCAGCUGCUAGCUGGACAACAGUAGCAGCACAGAAUACAGACUCCCAAGGACUCCAGACCUGAUGCUGUAGUGGGACAUUGGACAUCAGACAAAUGGGUGAAGUACAAGAUCCUGAACAGCAGUAUAGUCUGCGUUGGAAUGACUUUCAUGCCAGCAUUAUUUCAUCGUUCAGACAUCUUAGAGAUGAAGAGGAUUUUGUGGAUGUUACUCUGGCAUGUGAUGGAUGUUCCUUCACAGCACACAAAGUGGUUCUAUCUGCUUGUAGUCCAUAUUUUAGAAGACUGUUAAAGGCUAACCCUUGUCAGCAUCCUAUUGUUAUAUUAAGAGAUGUAAAGGAGAAGGACAUGGAAUCGCUUUUGCGUUUUAUGUACAAUGGCGAAGUGCACAUAGGUCAGGAACAGUUAUCGGACUUUCUGAAGACGGCUCAGAUGCUGCAGGUCCGAGGACUUGCUGAUGUCCCCACAAAAGAAAACCAGAAACCACCUGUAUCAAAUUCACUUCCAUGGUCACAGUCUUCUGAAAUGAGAGAUAGUUUCAAUGACGACGAUGUUUCACCACCACCUAAAAGGAAUCGCUUCUCGCCAUCUCCUGCAUCUUCUGCGGCACAUAACAAUGGUGGUGAACAGAUGAUGAGAGAAUCCCUCUUGGGCCAAGCAUUGGAAAGUGGAGCCCAGCUGCCUCCCUCGGCUGGCUCUUCUCAUCAGAACAAGGGUACAUCUGAAUCUUCUCUGCAAGCGCAGUCGACUGGUGAGGAUAGUAAUUCAAGUGAUACCGCAAUGUCUGACAGAGGAGGACAUAUGACUGAUAUUGUUCCCAAGACUGAACCAAGUGAAUUUGGUUCAGCCGAUGAUAAUCAACAACUUCAUCAUCAUGGCAAUGGCAAUGGGAUUGGUCUGGACACUCAGAGGACUCCCCCAUUUCCAGCUGCACUUCUUGGUUUACAAGGCAUUCCUGGACUGCUUCCUGGACCUUCUGGUCUCCACAGUAAUAAUCAGGAUGGAAAUUUUGUAUCAAGACGAGGUUUGGAUAUGAUGCGGGUACGUGCAACAGACCCAAGGCCUUGUCCAAAAUGUGGGAAGAUUUAUCGUUCAGCACAUACAUUACGCACUCAUCUGGAGGACAAACACACUGUGUGCCCUGGAUAUCGUUGUGUGUUGUGUGGCACUGUGGCAAAAUCACGAAACUCUCUUCACUCCCACAUGAGCCGACAGCAUCGAGGCAUCAGCACGAAGGACCUUCCUGUAUUACCGAUGCCUUCCCCUUUUGAUCCAGAACUGGCAUCAAGAUUACUGGCGAAGGCAGGUGUCAAAGUGUCAGCAGCUGAACUACGUGCACGGGCUUCUCCGACAGGGCCACGUCGUCCUGAAAUGAGGCUCGAGGUAAAAACAAACCAUGUGGGGGACUCAGUAAGAUAUUCUAGUGCACCAUCAGAAGCAGGGAGCAGUAUUUAUGGUGGUGAUGACCCAGAAGACCUGACAGUUUCCAACUCUAGGUUUGGAAAUGUUGAACUUACACCACUUUCACCAUCUGGGAAUUCUGCCCCUGUAAUUACAAAGGCUGGACCUCCUAAGCAUCAUCAGAAUCCUGCAAUAGCAGCAAAAUCUCUGGAGGCAUUGGGCAUGGGUGCACCUCCUGUUGGCAACAGACUUGUUGAAGGAAAUCGUGCACCUUUACCACCACCACCUCCUCCAACACCGUCUGGAGCCUCUACUGGUAGUGCAAUAUUGGACACUUACCUACAAUUUAUAGCUGAAAACUCAAAUACUUUGGCACUGGGAUUGAGUCGUGAGCAAGCAGCUGCACAUGUAGCUGCUGCUGCCGCUGCUCAGCAUGCUGCAGAAGUUGCCUCAGUGGAGGGUAAGAUUGGUUUAGCUGAGCAGACACCUGAACGGGUUGUGGAUCGAGACAUUUUGGAAGACAUGGAAUCAUCAGGAGCAGAUGAUGAUGAUUAUAGUGAGGAUGAACAAGAGGCUAUCAAAGCAGAAUAAAAAUUAGGCUUCAUUCACCCCUGGAUUUGUACUUCAUGCUCAGUUUCCCAUCUCCUGACACGGGUAAGAAGUAUAUCAUAAAAGAAGAGAAACUGUAUUGAAGUACAAGAAUUCCUUCCAUCUACCUCACUCUCAGGAUGUCACAAAUGUUUUAAUUCUUUCUGAAUUUUUGUGCAUAUAAAAUAAACAUUCAGGUCAAUGUAAAAGAGAAUGUGUUAUGUUGAGAGACUGGUUUAGAGUGGCAUGUCUAUUUCUGAUAUGCAUAAAUUCAUUAUCACUGGUUUACUAUUGUGUUUGACUAAUUUAUGUAUCUUAUAUUUUUAGGUGUUAAGACAUUUUAUAUUAUAUUUCACAUAAUUUAUUUUAUACUUUAUACAUUUAUUAUUUGACGUGUUAACUGCUCUUUUUAGAAUUUUACAAUCAGACAUUUUGACUGAACAUAUUCCAUCCUUCUACCUCAAUUGCCAUUUUGUAAAAAGAAUCUACGGUCCAUCUAAAACGACGGGAAAAAUUGUGGCAAAGAUUCUUACAGGCACUUAAGCACCUGAAAGUCACUAGCAUGAUUAUCUGUAUGUAUAAAAUUUAUUUUUACGUUAUAGAUUACACUGUUCCAAGAAUAACUCUUGGUUUAUAUAAACCAUAUACCACGAGAAAAAUUAACGAUUGCUAUACUGAAGCAAAUGUCAUAUUUACUGUAUUUAUA